Molecule: messenger RNA, 11951 nt
Organism: Drosophila gunungcola (fruit fly)
Lineage: Eukaryota; Metazoa; Arthropoda; Insecta; Diptera; Drosophilidae
Gene: RhoGAP100F
Product: rho GTPase-activating protein 100F
Exons: 11
Coding region: 1472-7099 (1875 amino acids)
Biological process (GO): signal transduction
Molecular function (GO): protein binding
Source: RefSeq, a predicted model, not a curated record
GUCUCGCUCUCGCACGCUGCAUUUCACUCUUGUCGCUCGCUGCGAGUGUUUCAUAUCCUCCGAUUAGAGAACAUUUAGCAGCUAUUCUAGUGAACGCAGCUAGAAUUGCAGUGCAAAAACACAAAAAUCCACGUGCACUAGGUGACCAAAAGGUGAUUACAAACAAAAAACAACAAAGUGUGCCAUUAAACAGCAGGAAAAAGCGAAGGAAAAUCGCCGCAGCAAAGUGAAAAAAGCGACAGGGAGUUGUAGAAAAAGAGAGAGGGUGGGAGCGCCAUCGCGGUGGUGGGUGCUCGAUUGCACCAAUAUUUGUGUUGUGUGCGUAUCGGUGUUAUCGCUUUCAGCUAAGAGUUGCUCCAAAUUCGCGGCGCUUGCGCAGGAAAAUUCGUGCUCUCCCGCUCAGCCUCUUCAGAAACGGAACAGGAUAUUUUAUUAUACUGAAAUUCGUACGCAGGAAAUUCGCAUAGUUGUGAAAGCCGCGCUGCCACUCGGACGCAUUCCUCUGGCUCAGCUGGCUCCCCCGCACACCCACACACAACCGCUCGCCACGCACCCACAUUCACGCGCUCGCACACACACACACACACACUCACACUCGCUCAGAAAUCAAUUAAACGGCAAAAAGAUAAGUUGCAGUUUUCCGGGAACCCAAAAAACAUGCUGAAACUAACUCACAAGUUACGCAAAAAAUGUCGCAGCAAAACAGCAGCAGGAAAAGCAGUUAAAUCAUUAAAACGAUAGGCAUCGAAAGGAUAAGGAUUAUGGAUAAAGAAGAAGCGAGGAGAGACUGCAAGAGCGUAUAGCUUUUUUGAACUCCAAGCCAAUGACCACCGAAUCAGCGAUUUGCCUCAAACAACAAAAACACCCACUUAGCAAUUCGCAAUUUACAUUUUUGCAAUUUCACUGCCCCGGAAGUAAAAGCAGCUUCAGCGGAAAUUAAAACAAAUCGAAGCCGAAAUAAAAGGCAGAGCAAGAGGAGAGACAGAGAGAGUAAGUUAAGGAGAGCCCACAGAGAGCGGGAGAGAGCAAGUGCAUCCUCUUUACAACAGGGCACACAUUUACGACCGGUGACUGCAACUAGCCCACUCCUCCUACUCCUUUUUCGUCGCCCAUGCUCCUCCCUUCCGCAUCCUCACGGUUGUCCGCAAUUUCUGAUCUCAUAACUUAGACAGCAGCCGUUGGCACGGAUUAGACGGAAAAAGUCAGGUGUCAGGAGGCAUCCCAGUUCCAGAGUGCAGGAACUAACUCACAACGAAUAAACCGAACUUGCAUUUUUAUACCGCAUUUUUGUAUGGAACCAGAGUAACGUGUUCAGCAUUGACCAAAUGUCAUCGCAACCAACUUUAGUUGGACGAGCAAGCAAAUACGGCCAUUAACAGAAGUUGCCUUAGAACGAAACCCCACCCAAGGCGAGAGGAAAGGCCUGGACAGCAACGAACGAAGAUAUUCCCAAUCGGAUCCCCACUAAUAAAUGCAGUGGAAGAAGAAGUUUACUCGAUUGAAAGCAGCUACUGGAAAUUCGCGUGUGCGAAGGAUGCUUUGUUGUGGACGUAGAAAGGAGAAUGGAAGAUCAGUUCCUGAUGUCACUGCCAGCCCGGGACGCGCUCCGCCCGGCCCGCUGCCCGCCAGCCAGCUUUCCUCGCUGAGCAACCAGCAGCACCAUGCCAACCAGCAGCAGCAUCAUGGCAACCAGCAGCAGCAUCACGGCAACCAUCGCGGCCAGAGCGGCAGUAUGUCGAACGCCGCGGGGGUCAAGGACCCGGUGAUGCUGCAGGGCGACUUCCGCAAGGUCAGCGGCAUCAGCUCGGAGAUCUUCCGCCAGAUAGAGGCCGUCGAAAAUGACCACGACCCCAACACGGCGGCAGCCCUGGAGGCGGUGGAGCGCCGUGGGGAGAUGAUCGUGCGCGUCCUGGAGCCGCGCAGCAUGGGCAGCAAGCAGGCGGUGGAUGCCGCCCACAAGCUGAUGAGCAAGGCGGACGGGCGGCACACAGUGCAGCUGGUUGAAAUUGUCAAGCGACCGGGCCAGACGCUGGGCCUGUACAUCCGCGAGGGCAACGGGGCGGAUCGCACCGACGGCGUGUUCAUCUCGCGAAUUGCGCUGGAGUCGGCGGUGUACAACAGUGGCUGCUUAAGGGUGGGCGAUGAAAUCCUGGCAGUGAAUCUGGUGGACGUGACCCACAUGUCCCUGGAUGAUGUGGUCAUCAUUAUGUCAAUUCCACGCCGUCUCGUGCUGGCGAUACGUCAGCGACGUGGCAACCGGGGCACGGGAUCCCCCGGACCGCCGACGCUCUCCCGGCCGGAGCAAAAACCGCCACCGGUUGUGGUGAUCAAGCGGGAUCUGCGGGACGAGGAUCUGGACGAAACGGACCGGAUGCCGAGGCCGCGCUCAUCACGUGAAAGACGUACAGGUAGAGAUGGCCGCGAAAUGACGGAAUCACGAUCUCGCUUGGGUCUGGGCCUCAACAACUACAGUCCGCAGUCGGAGCAACUGGAUAUGUACUACAAUACUCGUGGCGGAGGAGGAGGAGUUAUUGGUGAACCCCCGAACUGGGGCUAUAAGCCACCACCGCCCCCGUCUUCGGUGAUAACGGAGCAGCCCACAAAGGGUCACACCUUUGCGCCCUCGCAUGCUUACUAUCAGAACGCCGGCACGCUGGAGAGUCUGGCGGAGAAGGUGCAUGCCUUCUAUCCCGGACAGCCAGGUGGUCUGCCUGUGGGUCCAUCAAGAAGAAUGUCCACGGGCACUGGAAACGUAAGCCUCGCUCAACAACACGCCAGAUUCCCGCGAUCUGGUUCGGAUCAGCACUUACCGCGCGUUGAAUAUGCCGACUAUUCCAACUCUCUGGGACGGCACACCCUUUUGCGAUCGAGUUUAAAGCCAAGCACAGCUGGGGGAGCUCCAAUGGCAGUGGGAGUGGGUGGCACUCUCGGCCGAUAUGGUCGCUACGACCAGCAGAGAGCAGGGGUAUCUAAGUACGGACCCCCCGCUGGCGGGGCUCAAUCGCUGACCCGUCGCUCGCGACCGAAUUUAGACUAUUCCAGCGACACGGAGGCCACGAUUGGACCCCGGCCCAGUUACUACUACUACAACAGACCGGCCAUUGGCAGCAUGUCAAGGGGAGCGGGGGGAGCAGGAGGCGGAGUGGGUGCCGCUGCAGCAGCUGCCCUGCUGACCGGAGCCGCGGAUCUCAAUAAGUUUAAUUCGUUGCCCAGGGAGCGACCCGGAGUGAGGCUGCAGGGCAUUCGUUCCAGGAUGGGAGAUCGCUUGGCAGACGAAAACGAUGGAAACACCUCGGCACCCGAGUUUGAUGUGCGAAGAGGCAGGGACCUGCGGCAGCGAAUUACCGCCAGCCCGUCGAUAUUCACGGCAGACGAGUACCGCGCCUGGCUGAGAAGGGCACCCAGCAGCUCUGCGAUCGCGGAACAGAUGCGCAUGACGCGGGAUAUGUUUGCCCAGCCGCGGGCCCAGCGAUUCUCUUGCAGUGCCGAGAACAUCCAUGACGCGCUAAGAAAUACGGAGAGCAUUUACUCCAGCAGAACCCACAUUCUGGGCACCGGCACUCUCGAUCGGAACAUGGGCCUUACACGGCCCAUCUCUGCAUUGCCAGUGCGUUCCAUGUCCUCGCAGCACAUUGGCGGAGCGGGAUCCAUUCGAUCGCCCAGCAUACGACGCAUGCGGCAGCUGUUGGAAUUAUCCGCCGGUCCUGCCAGUCCCAGCGGAAGCAUUCUGAGCACAGGAGGUCACCAGAGUCCGGCACCGACGCCAAGUGCUACGUUGCCACGCCCUCACCGCCAGAUUGACAUCAAUCCGGCGGAGUUCGCCAAGUACAAGCUUGACAAGCCCAUUGUGGACAUUGGAGGGAUCUCCGGAAUGUUGUGGAUUCACUUGCUCGCAGGUCGCGGCCUAAGGACGGCUCCUGAGGGAGCGGGAGGAGCGGCGCCUCCAUCCCAAACCAGAGAUCUUUAUUGCGUCAUCGAGUGCGAUCGAGUGCACAAAGCCCGGACAGUGGUGCGAUCUGGGGACUUGCAGUUCGACUGGGACGAGUCGUUCGAGCUGGACUUGGUGGGCAACAAGCAGUUGGAUGUACUGGUCUACUCCUGGGAUCCGCAGCACCGGCACAAGUUGUGCUAUCGAGGAGCCAUUUCGUUGUCGUCAAUCCUCCGGCAGUCUCCGCUUCACCAGUUGGCUCUGAAGGUUGAGCCCAGGGGCACCAUAUACAUUCGCAUGCGGCACACUGAUCCCCUGGCGCUCUACAAGAGGAGGGGUCUGCCCAGCUUGCGGGCUGGCUAUCCCACGCUUUUCGGCGCCGACUUGGAAACCGUGGUCAACAGGGAGUCCAAGAACGCUCCCGGAUGUGCACCGGUUCCCAUCGUUUUGAGGCGCUGCGUGGAGGAGGUGGAGCGCCGGGGGCUCGAUAUAAUCGGGCUGUACCGCCUGUGCGGCUCCGCCACGAAGAAGCGACUGUUGCGCGAGGCCUUUGAGCGCAACAGCCGUGCCGUGGAAUUGAGCCCGGAACAUGUUCCUGACAUUAACGUCAUCACCGGCGUGCUCAAGGAUUACCUCAGGGAGCUGCCCGAGCCGCUGUUCACACGCUGUCUCUUCCAGAUGACGGUUGAUGCCUUGGCUGUUUGCCUGCCAGAUGACCCGGAGGGCAACGCGAAACUCAUGCUUAGCAUACUCGACUGCCUGCCGCGAGCGAACCGGGCCACGCUGGUAUUCCUGCUCGACCAUCUGUCGCUGGUCGUUUCCAACUCGGAGCGGAACAAAAUGUCCGCCCAGGCGCUGGCCACGGUGAUGGGCCCACCGCUGAUGCUGCAUUCGGCGAAUGCGCAGCCGGGCGCUGACAUCGAUCACGCCCAGCCGAUCGCGGUACUUAAGUAUCUGCUGCAGAUCUGGCCGCAGCCGCAGGCGCAGCAUCAGCAGCUGGCGCAACACAUGAGCAACGCGGCUGGGGCGAUGAUGGGCGGCCUGGCCACCGCCGGGAGCAUGAGCAAUAUGGCCGGCGUUGCUUCAGGUCGGCGCGGCGAGUCAACAGGGCAGCGUGGAAGCAAAGUCAGUGCGUUGCCAGCGGACAGACAGCAACUUCUUCUGCAGCAGCAGGCGCAGCUCAUGGCGGCGGGCAAUCUUCUGCGCUCGUCCACUUCGGUAACCAACAUACUCUCCCAAGGCCAUCCUCAGCUCUCAGCCACAGCCAACAGUCAUCUGUAUCAAUCAGUAGUGGGUCAGUUAGCUCAAUCGCAUCGAGCCUUGCAACAAGCGGUGCAACAGCCCUAUCAAUUGGGGGGCUCAGUGGACUCAGCAAUUCCAGACCAAUCGCCACUGCCACUUCCAGGCACACCCUCCCCCGGCAGUAGUUCGGCGUCAACGGGCUCGGGCUCUGGAUCCGGAUCAGGUAAAAGCACGGAUACCAUCAAGCGCGGUGCUUCGCCCGUUUCCGUGAAGCAAGUCAAAAUUGUAGACCAACCAUCCAGCCCCUACUCCAUCGUGAUGAAGAAGCCGCCGCUGCAGAAGGAUGCGCCCGUAGAAAUCACCACGCCCACCACCCAAACGGAGGCAGCCUCAUCCCUUGGAAGCAGCCAUAGAGACAAGGAAAGCAACGGGACAGCAGCUCGCAGAGGAAAUGUGGACUUCUAUGAACCGCACAAAGCACUGUCCAAGAGUUUGGUGAGCGAAGAACCCAGCUACGGCUCUAAGUACGCCAGUUUGGAUGCGAAGAAAAGCGGCUUCGGAAACAGCAGCUACAUGCCCAGCAAGGCGAAUACCAGUGGCCUUUGUGCCGGCGAAGACUACAAGGCCAUGCGGAACAAGUCGAGCGCAACAUCAAGCUCCAGUUCAUCCCAGGCCACGGUUCUGAGUGCUGGCUCAACGGCCACCUCGGCUCCGACGACCUCCUCGGACGAUUCGGAUGACCUGGUCUCUUACAAGUCGUCGGCCUCCACGAACGCCCUGCUGGCCCAAUCGCAGGCCAUGACCACCAGCCAGCUGAUGUCAAAGUAUCUGAAGCGGGAGCCACGGGUGCAGUUUACACCGAUUAAGUCCCCUGACUCGCCCUCGCCACCCGGUGGCGGCGACGGUCUGCCCAAGGGCACCUACCAACUUGUCACGCCCAGCUCAGUUUCCUCGACCAAACCAGGUGUCACCACUGGAGCCAUAAGCAAGUACACCACCAGCUCUGCGGACUCGAAUACAAACACAAGCAGCCAGAAGUUGUCAUCGCCCUCGCGAUUGUCCAGCGGCAAGGAAUGCAAGACUGGAGCUGCCUCGUCUUCGCUUGUUUCCUCUGGUCGGCGACUAUUCGACAGCCUGGCCUCUUCGUCAUCUUCGGAAACCGAGACCAAGACCUACAUAGGCGGCACCACUUCUGCCGGCGGGGCCACCACCACCACAACAUACACCAAUGACACCAGGAACUCUGGCAGCAGUAGCAGUAAGUUGAGCAUGGGAAUGGGAGGGGUAUCCGGGUUGGGAUCGGGUGCAGGGAGCUUGGGAGCAGGCUCCGAGCACAGAAGCUACGGCAGCGCGCUCUUCGGCAGCAGCGGCCUGGGCAACGGCAAUGGCAUCCACAACCACUCUGCAGCCAGUCCAAGUCCCUUCACCACCACCAACGGCAAUGGCAACCACAAUGCCAUGCAUCUGUACGGCACUCUGCCCAAGAACGGCACCACCUCGACGGGGGCCGCUCUGUUUGGCGGCUCGGCCAGCAGCUCAUCCUACCACUCUUCGGGCAGUGGCAGUGGGAGUGGCAGUGGGGCGGGCACUGCCAGCAGCAGCGGCGUGAGCUCCAUGACGGGGUCCACCAACAGCUACGACUUCUACACGAGCACCAGCUCCAGCGGCAGGCCCUUUGCCAAUGGGGGUAACAACUACCACACACUGGGCACCUAUAGGGCACAGUACGCGGCCACCAAUCCCUUCCUCGACGCCUUCGACGAGAAGCCAGGCAGCAACGGGGGUGGCAGCGGUAGUAGCAAUAGCACUAGUCACGGGGAGGAGAAACUAGGAGCGGACAAGGGCCACCAUAGGGCGGCAGUGAUGGCGGCCUUCCAGUCGUCGGGCGACUCGAAAAACGGCAGCGAUGAGUACGACGAUAUCAAGUGAGGAGCAAGGGCGAAGAAGAGUAUUAAAUGCGGUUAUGAGAAAGGUAUAUAACUACAACUACGUUUAUACGCAGGUCACUUGUAAACCUAAGGGUAUAUCGAUGGCUGGACCCUCUUUUAAAACUUUUUAAUUUGUUACUAAUUGAUUGAAAUAAAUAUGUUGAAAAGAAUUUAUAAAUAUUAAUGGGAAUGCGCUAAAACUAUUAAUUUUUUACACCUUCUCUCAGUUUGUAAAUAGUUAUGUUCUCAAUGUUUAUUGCAGUGCUUGCGUAUUAGCGUAGUUACUUAACGAAAAAGUACGAAAAUUAUUGCCAUACAAUGCUGAACGUUUUCUUUUGAAGUAUUUACAGUUUACAAAUUUACAAAAUACAAAAGAUAAACGAACAUAAACCAUUGACGAUGACAACUAAAGUCAUUAAAGCCCCCAAUGGCAAUCCUCUUAAGCAAACAGAUUAUGAAAUUAUAAAUACUUAAAGGAAGCUUAGCAUUGGUAGCCUGAAUGGAAAGUCACUUAGCUAACAUAAAUCCGAAUUCAACAACAUUUACGAGCAGUGUUUUUGAAUGAACUAAACAUAAAUUAAAAACAACAGCGUUAACAGACAAAGACAAAGCGUUACAAUAAAAAUAUAUAACGAAAAAAACUUUGACAAACUUUUGCUCGCGCAUUUAAUUUUUACAAACAAAAAACUUCUCAGUAAACACACACGCCACAAAUGGACAUGCAAUUACUUCGAUGACCUAUUUAUUACAUACUCCCAUUUCGCAGUGGAAUCUUUUUAUAAGCAAAACUGCUGUUCCAAAAAUUUCUAAAUUUCCCCUCAAGCUAACCACAUUGUCAGUUAUGUGUGUGUUUCAAUGUGACCAACUCUAAUCUAUUCAAGUAUAAUACGCGACUAUGACAAACUAUCUUAAUGAAAUGUUUUACGACUUUUUAAGCAAUAUAUUUGCCUAAAAUGUUUAUCUACGCCUCUUAUAUAUAACUCUAUAUACACGUGCAUAUGUGAUCAGAAGAACAGAUAUGAUCAGGCCAAAGCGCAGAGGAGUAAACUUAUGUUUGCCGAUCAAGCGACUGAUCGUUUCAGAUAAAACUCUCGAGUCGGACUCCACCUUUGCAGACACCACACGGAUACAUACAUGCAAAAUAGAAAUACAAGAAUUUAUGGAAGAAUCGAUGUGCUUAGUUUUUGUAUGAAACAAAGUCUGAUAUACACACUAAUAUACAACAGUACAGUAAAAUAUUUAUAAACAUCUAAACCUAAUUAUACAUGCGAUGAAAAACUAAAAAAUUUAAUAAAGUAAUGCUAAACAUAUAUACUGCAAAAUGAAAAUUUGAACACUUUGCGAUUAAGUAGAAUUUUACAGCAGUUAUGUUUUUGAAGCUUAUUGUAAUGUACGACCAACUGUGCUUAAUCCCAAUCAUAUGACAAAAUACAUAUAAAUGAGCCUAUUCUGAACACUGCUACAUAAACUCCAAUGAGCCGCAAAUAACGCGAACUGUAAAUACCUAAAAAGUAAUUUACCAAACUGCUUGUAAACAAAAAACGUCAGUUGAAGUUAGCUUCUAGACACGGGCAUUACAAAGCCUAUAUUAACGUAUUAUUAAAAUUUGGCCAGCUAAGGAGUAUAGUAAUAAAUAACUACAUACCAGCUAGACAGAAAAUAUAAGAACAGAGGAAACUGCAAAAUAGAUUAAAAAACAUAAAAGUGUAUGUUAGCUACCAAAAAAAGCAUAAUCAUUCGUCUUCAUGCUAGUACAACUUCCUUCAGCAACUCAACAAAAUCAAUUAAAAUAAAGGUAUACAAUUUAUUGAGUUCUCAAGUUUAAAUAACAUUUGCAUAACUUACCGAAAUUGUAUAAUCCCUAGCGCAAGCGCAGCUAUAACCAACAUUUCGUAUUAUUUUAUUUGAACCAUUUAUACAUAAUAUCGACUUAAGUGUCAGAUAGAGCGUUGAGAUUUUAAAUAGAAAAUUAUUCGUUUAAUUGUUGUGAGAUUUAUUUUAUGCGGAUGAAGAGCAUUUAAAGUGUUAAACAUGAUUCUUAAUCCAAAGAGUUAUAAACCGCAUCUAAGGCUACCAAAUAGUUGAAGUAAAUUGAUUUUUAUAUAGUGAAUUGUUAAUUAUUGCAUAUAGCGAGUAGUUUUUAAAAAAGUCACACCGACAGGUUUAUUCAUUUGUGGUGGAUGCGAUUCGCGGACCGCCGAGCUACACAACCUGUCUUAAGAUUUUAACGUGGUACAUACCAAAGAAUCGUCAAUGUUAAUACUAAAACUGUCGCCUUGUUUUUAAACCCAAGAAUAUCUAAUUAACUUAACUUAAUUUCCGAUCUUAAAUCUCUUAAUUUGAUUACCCCAAAAGCUUUAAUCGUUGAACGACCAAAGGUUACAAAUAAGAAACAUAUUUCACAAAUCCCAAAUAAAAGUAGCGCAAAAAGUGGAGGAUAUCAUGAGAAGGACAAACCUUUGGUUUAUUUGCAAGUUAUUGUGGCUUCUUAGUCGUAGUUAGCUUAACCCUAAGGUGUGGGACCUGGUGAAGAAUCUGAGGUGGUCAGUUGGUGGUGGACCGAGUAACUGGAGGCUGCGGUUGGGAUGGUGCGUGUUCUGGGUUUUGCUGCUUGAAACUGCUUUUCUGAACCCGAUCCUGUUAGAUAUGUAUUUGAACUUGUACUUAGAAUUCGUAAGCAUACACUAUGGGAUAUAUAUCACUGUGUCAUAUCGUACAUUUAAAGCAAAGAAAAAAAAGCAACCAAACGAAGCUGGGCAAAGAAGCCAGAAGGAGGUAACGCAAGUAUUCACGUAUUGAAAUAUGUAUACAAUCCUAAAUUAACGGCCGGUCAACUAUAUAAUAUAAAUAGUUAAUUACAGGCAACCAAGUACUACAAAUUGUAUAUGCAUUUAAUUUAGAAUAACUAAAACUAACUAAACACUAAAUAACUGACUCAAAAACCAAUCCAACUGUUAGCUGGCGAAUGACGACGGCGAAUGAAUUGAUAAUUAUGCUAACACAUUAGGCAUUAAAGUUAGUUAACAAUGAAUGAAACAGAAACGAACUAAUUUACCGAAAUGUAUUGCACAAUAUCGAACACUUAUAAUUAUUAGCGAACUAACUAAGCCACCAACAAAUAAUACGCAUACGAUUAGAAUCGGAUAGGCAAAGGCAAAUGUGACCGAAUGCAGAUUGUAUUGAUAACUCGAUUUCAGGGUCGAGUCUGCAAUCGACAGGUUCCGUGGCGGAUAUAUCGGAUAGUUUGAAAGGCAGCUCAGAUGUAUUAUGGUUUGGGUAGUGCAUACGCCUAAGUAUAUAUAACGAAAGUGUGAAUUUAUGUAUGUAGUAAAUGUGCCUAAACUUUAUUUUAAUUUCAAAUCACGAAGAUCCUUCCGCCCACGCCCUUGUAACCUUAAUUUCCGGCCCACUUUGAGAACCCUUUAAUGCUUUACGGGGAUUUUGAUUUGUUUUUCAAACGAUUUUCGAGAAAUGCAAUUGAGGCAAAGAUUUCUUCUGUCGAACUUAACAAGUAAAUGGAGACCAAAUGCUCAGGGCUUUAGGGAGUUAGAGUAGGCGUAAAAUAAAAAACCAAAACAAGGGGAAACCCACCUAAGAACUAAGUGCAACACAUCACGAGCAUACUCCAUCAAACGUUAAGCCAGUGCAGUUUAGUUUGAACUUUAGCCCUUGUCAGCAGCAGUCGCGGCGGAUACAGCACCAACAUCAACAACAACAGCAGCCACAACAAGAACAAUCCAGCAAACAAAUUUACAAAAUCCAAGCAAUCAAUUUGUUGAAAAGACUGAAAUCCAUAAAACAAAAAAAAGAAACGAAACAACACUGAACCAACAACAAGAGUUUUAAUAGAAGUCGUCAUUAAACCAGAAAUAUAUACGGCUAUUUUGAAAAUCCCCAGUCAUUAAAAGUCUCAGAGUAUUCCUUCUGUUUAUGAUACCUUUUCGAGCGCGGCAUUAAACUUGAUCGAAGUAACAUAAAAAAUCUUAAAGUAAUAGUAAAAUAUUAGCGAAAAUAAUAAAAAUAUUGCCACCAGCAUUUUGCUACCUACUUAAUAUGCAAGUUUAAUAAUUAAAAGCAAUAAGAAAAAGUUUAACAAAAAAACUUAUCGAAAAAAGGCAGAGAGCUUUGAAGUAGGCAAGUAAACAAUACGAAAUAGAUGUACGGAAAAGUACCACAAGUUUCCCAGGUCGUUUUAAAAAAUGAAUCCCGGUAUAUACAACUUUGUAGUCAUUCUCCAAACCCACCAUAAACGGAAGCGAAAAAGUAAAUGAAACAUAAAGUUAAUCUAUCCGUUUUCGUUUGCUAAACCUUCUUCAUUUGGUCCUCUUUAUACUAAUUGCAUGUAAACUCAAACAAGUAAGCGUAUAAAAAACAUAAAUAUGUAUAUAUCUUGAUAUAUUAAUGCGGUACCCCAGACCUAUACCGCAGGUGCAGCGGACAAGCUAACCCACGGAUCAAGACCAAGUCCAACCAACUGACACGAACGAGUAUUCCGGGGCGACAUUAGCGAGGAUUCGUUAAAACGGAUGAUACUCUGAAUUACCACUGCCACAAAGAAAAAAAAAAGUAAAUUAUACAGAUACUUUGCAUAAAGCGUAAAAUGAUAUAUAAGAAAUGACUAAUUUGACACGGCGGAAGAUCCUUGCAAUUACAUGUUAUACAUUAUGCAUUGGCGGUGAUUGCCUAAAGAGCAAGUUAACUUUACAUUAUUAUUUAUUCCGAACAAAUAACAAUAACAAUUAUCGUAUAAUUAUGGAACGCGAAAACAAAUAGAAAUUAAAACAGAAAUGGUUCUUUGCGUGAGAGUAAGCGAUGUUACAUUAUUUAAUUGAAAUAUAUACAUAUAAAAACAA